AGAUUCAAAAUUUAUUUCAUUUGUAAAUGAAGAGUAAUUUACUCUGUUAAGCAAUUUUAGGAUUUAAAUUUUUUUUUUUAUUAUUUAUUUGUUAUUAAUUAAUUUAUUUAUUUUUACUCAUGGGCUACACUACACAGAAUCUUGUUAGGAACUUUUUUUUCACAGCAAUAAAUCACACCUUCAAAGGAGAUGCUAUUAAUAGAGCGAUAAGAUUAAGAUUAGGGCAGUAAAAUCUCAAUGUGUCAUACUGAUGCAGACAAUCAGACGCCUUUUUUCCUCCUGCCUGUCACCACAUGGAUCAGGAGUUCAGGUCACAUUCAACAGGAAGCCUGGCUGACAUUUCUCCAAAGAUUGAGUGGAAACAGAAAAAAGGUAGAUAUAUACUAUAUGUUAUAUAUACAUAUAUAUUACUAUAUGUUUCUAUCAGUAAAUCUGAUCAGAGGGUCUUCUGAAAUAUAUUCUCCUGUUUGUUUAGCUUAAAAAUGGCAGGACAUUCCUUUUCUGAAUGGAAUGGUACAUCCCAAUCAGAUAAAUGAAGCCCAGGUGGAGCUGGUGGUUGUGGGUCAUUGAGUGUCCUACCAGUUUUCACAAACCCUUGUUUGAGAAAACAGCACAAAACCUGGCAACUGUUUUUAAAGAUGGGUGAACAGUUGCAAAGUCAAAACACAUACGUUUGCUCUUUUUCUGAUUGCAACGCCACAUUUAGGAAGUCGUGGAAGUUAGAGGCUCAUCUGUGCAAACACGCUGGAUUGAAACCAUUUUCCUGUGAGAGCUGCGAGAAGAGUUUCUGCGCUCGCUAUGAGCUCACCAGGCAUGAACGAGUGCAUAGCGGUGAAAAACCACAUAAGUGUCCCAUGGAUGGAUGUUUGGAGGCCUUUGGGAAAAAUGUCACCAUGAAGAACCACAUAACUCGAGUCCACCAGCACCAGGAAGACAGAUAUAAAUGCGACUAUGAAGGCUGUGAAAAGGAUUUCAGCAAGAAGAAACAACUAAAAGCUCACAAGUGUGAACAUGGAGAACCAUUGGCUUUUCACUGCACAUUCAACGGAUGUGGGAAAGACUUUCCCAGUCGAGAGAAACUGAAGCAUCACGAGAAAGUUCAUCAAGGUUACCCCUGCAGCUUUGACCUGUGUCCUACCCUGAGUAAAACAUGGACUGAAUAUCUGAAGCACAGAGCCCAACACAGAGAGAAGCUCGUGUGUGAAAAGUGCAAUAGACUCUUCAACAACACCUGGUUUUUGCACCUGCAUGAGCUGCGUGCGCACUCUGGGGAGAAGAGGUACUUCCUGUGCCCCAGAGAGGGCUGUAACAGGAAGUUCACCCGCCGUGUCAAACUGGAGAGUCAUGUACUGGGAGACCAUGAAGGGAAGAAACCCUUCUCCUGUGCAUAUCCUGGCUGUGGGAAGAGCUUUGCCUUGAAGGAAAGCUUAUGGCGACAUGGUGUGGUUCACAACCCUGCAAAAAGAGAGCUGAAGAAACGGAAGCCUAAAAAGGACAAGCCCUCGCAGGUUGCACAGGAGGCCACCCAGUCGGCUGCAGAUGAUCAAGAAACCGGCAAGCUUGCUGCAAAGCUGCACAGUACAACUCUGGAGGAAAACGUAUCUUGAAUCUUACUCGUUAGUCUAGGGGUGACCUUUAAUUGGGGAGCAUUCAUAUACUUCCUACUGAUUCUGAAAGUGUGAAUAAACCCCCCAUAUCAAAGCAUAACAAACAGUCUUCCUACACCUCUUUUGUGCUAAAGCUACUAGUCCAAGCCAAUGUAUGGGUAGCUAUUGCUACUAUUGUAGAAAUGAUAAAAAAAUAAUAAUUGUAUGCUCUUGCUGAGAAUAAAGGGGUCAAAAUUAAA
This is a messenger RNA of Xiphophorus hellerii (green swordtail), 1846 nucleotides long. It is a transcript of the gene gtf3ab, whose product is annotated as general transcription factor IIIA, b. NCBI's taxonomy places the organism in Eukaryota, Metazoa, Chordata, Actinopteri, Cyprinodontiformes, Poeciliidae. Gene Ontology annotation, cellular component: nucleus. Bases 639 to 1607 code for a protein of 322 amino acids. The record is from RefSeq and is a predicted model, not a curated record. The transcript has 9 exons.